AACCAAGAAUUGGACACCCAACCAACUGAGCCACCCAGGCACCUCCUCUUUCUUUUUUUAAUUCUCAUUUUGCCACUUUUGGAAAUGAGAUGUUCGCAGGAUAGCUCUCAUCCUCAUGGUCUUCGUGAAUUAUGGAGGAGGAAAAUACUGGUACUUCAAACACUCGAGUUGGAAUGGGCUCACGGUGGCCGACCUCGUGUUCCCGUGGUUUGUAUUUAUUAUGGGAUCUUCAAUUUUUCUAUCAAUGACUUCCAUACUGCAGCGAGGAUGUUCAAAAUUCAAAUUGCUGGGGAAAAUUGCGUGGAGGAGUUUCUUGUUAAUCUGUAUAGGAGUGUUCAUUGUGAACCCCAAUUACUGCCUUGGUCCGUUGUCUUGGGACAAGGUGCGGAUCCCAGGUGUGCUCCAGCGGCUGGGGGUGACCUACUUCGUCGUUGCCGGGUUGGAGCUCCUCUUCGCCAAACCUGUGCCUGAAAGCUGUGCCUCGGAGAGAAGCUGCUUUUCCCUUCGAGACAUCGUUUUCAGCUGGCCCCAGUGGCUCUGCAUUCUGACGCUGGAAAGCAUUUGGCUGGGCUUGACGUUCUGCUUGCCUGUCCCUGGGUGUCCUACAGGUUAUCUCGGCCCUGGUGGCAUUGGAGAUUGGGGGAAGUAUCCAAAUUGUACCGGAGGAGCUGCUGGCUACAUUGACCGCUUGCUUCUGGGCGACAACCACAUUUACCAGCAUCCUUCGUCGGCCGUGCUUUAUCACACCGAGGUGGCCUACGACCCAGAGGGAAUCCUAGGGACCAUCAACUCCAUUGUGAUGGCAUUUUUAGGAGUGCAGGCGGGAAAAAUACUCUUGUAUUACAAGGACCAGACCAAAGACAUUCUCAUCAGAUUCACUGCCUGGUGUUGUUUUCUAGGCCUUAUUUCUGUUGCUUUGACGAAAAUUUCUGAAAAUGAAGGCUUUAUUCCAAUAAACAAGAAUCUGUGGUCCAUUUCGUAUGUCACCACACUGAGCUCCUUUGCCUUCUUCAUCCUGCUCGUCCUGUAUCCCAUUGUGGACGUGAAGGGACUGUGGACGGGGACCCCGUUCUUCUACCCAGGAAUGAAUUCUAUCCUGGUGUACGUUGGCCACGAGGUGUUUGAGAGCUACUUCCCCUUCCAGUGGAAGCUCGGGGACAGCCAGUCCCACAAAGAGCAUCUAACUCAGAACAUAGUCGCGUCUGCACUGUGGGUGCUCAUUGCCUACGUUCUCUAUAAAAAGAAGGUGUUUUGGAAGAUCUGACAGCUCCCACCGAGAUGUGUUGCUGGCGGACUCUAGUGGGCCGGGGGACGUGGGGGAAAGCAGCCUUAAUAAAGGCUCUAAUAAGAGGGAACCAUUAAUUACAAAAUUGAUAGGAUGCGUAUUUCUAGAUGAUGGGGAAGAGGCUCAGGGACUCUCGCUGUGACACGGCUGUUCAGCAGAACCCUGCCUGGAUAUUUGGGACUUGUGUAUUUGGAAUGGAGUUGUCUUUUUUCCCUCCAUCUUCUGUGUAAAUGUAUUUAGAACCUUAUCCUGAGGAUUCCUCACGUAACUUUCCAACAGGGAAUUUCCGUAGGCAUUUUUCGUCUGUGACGGAUAAAGCAAUCUAAUGUCUAAUUUGUAUUGACCUUAUUUUCCUGCAAACAUGUCCACGUGCCAACCAAGAAUGCCAAGAAUGUGAGGUGUGGCAGUGUAGCCUAAUAUUUUCUGGUUAAGUGCACUUUUAAUGUUUCAAGAGAGUCCGAGUAAUUUCCUUUUCAGAUCUGCAAGGCAUUGCUGGCUCCCCAAAAUGCCUUUCUCUCAUAAGCCAUUUUCUCCUUUUCUCCACUUGAAAAA
Molecule: messenger RNA, 1837 nt
Organism: Suricata suricatta (meerkat)
Lineage: Eukaryota; Metazoa; Chordata; Mammalia; Carnivora; Herpestidae
Product: heparan-alpha-glucosaminide N-acetyltransferase
Exons: 12
Coding region: 116-1264 (382 amino acids)
Biological process (GO): lysosomal transport
Cellular component (GO): lysosomal membrane
Source: RefSeq, a predicted model, not a curated record